Messenger RNA from Hypanus sabinus (Atlantic stingray), 5889 nucleotides. RefSeq names its product podocalyxin-like (gene podxl). The coding region runs from base 261 to 1610 and encodes 449 amino acids. Gene Ontology annotation, biological process: positive regulation of cell-cell adhesion mediated by integrin; regulation of microvillus assembly; negative regulation of cell-cell adhesion. The record is from RefSeq and is a predicted model, not a curated record. The transcript is spliced from 9 exons. Gene Ontology annotation, cellular component: microvillus membrane; apical plasma membrane. Lineage: Eukaryota; Metazoa; Chordata; Chondrichthyes; Myliobatiformes; Dasyatidae.
AGCGGCGCGGACGCUAUUGUCAUUUGAGUUGCUGCGGUGUGUGUGAACAUUAGUGAACCAGAGAUAAACGGCGGAACUGGGAAACUCACGACCCGCUCGGGGAGAGAAAGAAAGAAAGCAGGGUUGGUUAGAAAAAUAAAUUCUACGACCCCCUGAAUCAAAAUCCCAAGUAAAAAUUUAACUUGAAUGAACAAUUCAAAAGAUUUCAUUUUCAGACAUAAGUCAGUCCAACUUCGCCAACGGGAUCCCAGCUCUCGAAGAUGAGGUUACUGCUCCUACUGAGUUUUCUGGGUUUCAGGCCAGUCUUUAGCUCCGGCCAAGCCAAUCCAACCUCAACCUCCCUAAUUCCCCAAGGCAACGAAACCAACUCUACGGAUGAUAAACAAAGUACAAGCAAGGGAAUCACAACUGUUAUUCCUGCUAUGUCCACUGAGACCACACAGGCUAAAGCGAUCAAUUACACUUCAGUAACAUCUACAGGAAUAUUGGAAAGUACCAAACUUUUCAAUGCUUCAAUUCAAGCUACUCUUCCCUCAACUUCACAAGCAGCAGAGACUGGAACUUCCACAACUGUGGAAAGAAUGACAUCAAGCAGCAAUGUUGCAAGUACAGCAUCAGUCACUUCCAGCCAGAAAAUGAGCAGUACCAAAGCUACAAGUGCCACAGAGAGCAAUACCUCUCAAAAUGGCUCAACUUUCCCAAAGGCAACAACUAAAAGUACAAGUGGGGAUAGUAGAUUACCAGAGACAAGCACAGCAAGCAGUGUACAGAUAUCAGUGUCUACUCAAACACAGGUGGUGACUACGACUGAUUUCAUGAUGGGAAAUAAAACGAGCGGUACACGUAAUGACACACAGAACAGUACAGCAGAUGGCACCGGGAGUGGAAAGACAAAUACAGAGGAAUCUUAUGAAGAUGGUUUGAUAUCAUUAGAGGUAAAAUGUAAGAAGGAACACAGUAAAGGAGCAGCGAAGGUGGCAGUACCAAAAAAUUUCAGCUGUGAAAACUUUGUGGAAAAACAUGGAAAAGAACUGGCUAAGAGCUGCUCUACGUUGGAUUUUGAGUAUCAGAAAAAAUUCGAUAAAUGUGAGAUCUGGCUGAACUCCGUGGAAGAUCAACUGUUUGUCGAAGUCUAUUACAGAGCUAACGAUAAAAUUAACAAAAUACUGACUGACCUGAAGAGCAGAAUAGAUGAUAGCACGAAAAAGUAUGCAGGAGGAAUCCAGAGCACCCAGGAGAAACUCACACAGUUUCGGGGAGAACAUACAGGCUCCUUACAGACAGAGGCUCACAACGACAGCAUGGAGCUUAAGAAAGUCAUAGCCCUGGCGGUUACUGGCUCAUUGCUACUGCUCAUAUUCCUGUCUGGAGUCGUGUACCGGUGCUCCCAGUACAAGUCCAAGCACAAGGAUCCGUACCUGACAGAAGAGCUGCGCACAGUGGACAACGGUUGCCAUGACAACCCAGCCAUGGACGUCACUGAGAGGGAUUCAGAGAUGGAGGAGAAGAACUACUGCAAAGCAACCUUCCUGGAAAACACGGAUGGCUGGAUAGUGCCCAUGGACACACACAUCAAGGAUGAGCUGGAGGAAGAAGACACCCAUUUAUAAAGCAUUGGAAAUAUAAUCUAUUGUUACCUUCAGCUCAAUGCACAUCUCUAUGAUUGCUUCAAAUACGUAUCCAUAUAUACUGCCAGCAAGGACUGAACUCAAACUGUAAAUUUCACAUUCCACCUCCUUAAAGCUAUAUUCUCUCUAGAUGCUAUUUAGAAAUGUUACAGGGUUUUUACAAGCCUGUCAUGAUUACCUGAUAAAUAGAAAGGGUAAGUCCUAUGCUUCUAUUCCUGUGUUCAAUAAGAAUCUGGCCAAUUCUCUGCCUCAUCUGCUUUCCUUCCUCUUUCCCUACUUGGAGCACUUGAACAGCCAUUCAGACUUGUUGGCUGAGAAUUCCAAAGACUCACAAACCCAAGUGAAGAGAUCAAAGUCCCAAGUGGCCAAGCUCCUUUUACUGAGUCCAUAGACCCUAGUUAUAGAGACACCAAGGAAACACUGUCACGUGACAGCUGUCUGAAACUUUAAGUGUUGUGUGGAGUUUUGGUUUCCUGUUGAUAGGAAUAUUGUAAUUAGGCUAGAAAGGGGGCAGAAAAGACUCAAGAAUAUAAUCAGGAUUAGAGGACUUUAGUGACAAGGAGAGGUUCGGUAGAUUGGGUCUGGUUUCUCUAGCAUGCAGAAGGCUGACAGAUUACCUUAGAGAGGUUUAUAAGAUCAUGAGGGCCACAGCUAAGGUAAAUGAUCAUUCAUUAUACCAGUGGAAUGAGUGUAAAACUGGAGACCACAGGUUUAAGAUGAGAAGGGACCUGAGGAGCAACCUUUUUCCACAGACAGUGGUGGUAAUAAAAACAUCCCAUCGGAGGAAGGGGUAGAGGAGAAUAGAAUUGCAUUUAAAUUACUUCGGAGAGGUACACAGACAGGAAACAAACAGGCAAGUGGGACUUGCUCAGGUGGCAAGACAAGUUGAUCAGUGUGGAUGAGUUGCAUCAGAAGGCUCGAUGCUCGUCAGUGCCACUCCUCAGAGUGUGGAGCAGAGCCACAUUCUAUUUGAUGUCCACUGGCAUUCUUCCUGAAAACAAAGUUAACCUAAACACACAAAAAAUAAUGACCGUACAAUGUGGUGGGGCAGUUGUUGUUGGCAGGUUGAAAGAUGAAACAGGAAUACUCCAGCCCAGUUACUAUAAUCAAAAACAAGCUCAGAAUCAUCAUUCAAGUUCUGUGCAAAUCUUUGGCUAUCAUAGUCAGUCACUGAUGAGGUUGUAAAUUAGAAACUGCAGUGUAAUCAUUUAUUUUACAUUUGCAAUGUUAAAAACAAAGCUGGAGCAUUGUUAGCAACCAUUUAACUGUAAAGCAUAUCUGUACAACUGAAGGGGUAAAUGUAGUUUCUGAGAGAAUAUGGCUUCAAAACACAAAUGUGUACUUUCAGUAGUUGUUUAUUUCAGGCAAACUAACUGAACAUCAAUGUGAUGGGAAGAUGUAUGGCAGCAGCAUGAUGACCAACUAUAGUAAGUGAUUACUUGAGUGGUUCUUUGCCAACACAAAUAAACACCAGUCCUUUUCUCAAGGCAAAUCUUCCAAUACCUUGGCAGCCACUAAAUAGGGCUUCUUUGUCCAACAGCACUGGUAUAUACCAGAGCAAAUGCACACUGGCAAGAACUAUAGUUUUCUUAACUGAGAGACUCUAAAUGAUGCCGAACACUGGACAAUUAACAUUUAAAUUAAUUGUAAGGCAACCAACUGUUCAGAUUGUGUAAGAACUGUUACAAGCUGUGGAAUGAUUCUGCAUGUGGAUUCAAAUUUAACUUGGUCCCACCUCCAGUUCCUCCCUGUGGAAGCCCAGUAAGACCAUAAAACAUAGGAGCAGAAUUAGGCUAUUUGGCUCAUUGAGUCUGUCCUGUCAUUACAUCAUGUCUGAUGCAAUUUUCCUCUCAGCCCCAAUCUCCUGCUUUCUCCCCAUAUCUCUUCAUGCCUUCAAUCAAGAAUCUAUCAAGUUCUGCCUUAAAUAUACAUUACAACUUAAGAGUCCACAGUUGCCCGUGGCAACAAAUACCAGAUUCACCACCCACUGGUUUAAGAAAUUCUCAUUUCUGUUCUAAAAUGAUAUCCCUCUAUUCUGAGGUUGUGUCGUCUGGUCUUAGACUCCCUCCACCAUAGGAAACAUCCUCUCCACAUCCACGCUAUCAAAGCCAUUCACCAUUCGAUAGGUUUCAAUUAGGUCAUCCCUUAUUCUUCUGAAUUCUAAUGAAUACAAGCCCAGAGCCACCAGACAUUCUUCAUAUGGUAAGCCAUUCAAUCCUGGAAUCAUUCUUGUGAACCUCCUUUGAACCCUCUCCAGUUUCAGCACAUCCAUUCUAAGGUGCCCAAACCUGCUCACAAUACUCCAAGUGAGGCCUCACCAUUGCUUUAUAAAGUUUCAACAUUAUAUCCUUGAUUUUAUAUCCUAGUCCUCUUGAAAUGAAUACUAACAUUGCAUUUGUCUUCCUCAUCACAGACUCAAGCUGCAAAUUAACCUUCAGGAAAUCAUGCACAAGGAUUCCCAAAUCCCUUUCCAUCAGUUUUUUUUGUAUUUUCUCUCCAUUUAGGGAAUCAUUAAUCCAUUCAUUUCUUCUACAAAAAUGCAUGACCAUACACUUCCCGAGACUGUAUUCCACCUGCCUUUUUUGCCCAUUCUCCUAAUCUAAGUCCUUAUGUAGCCUCUCCACUUCCUCAAAACUACUUGCCCCUCCCCAUCUUCAUAUUAUCCACAAAAUUUGCAACAAAGUCAUCAAUUCCUUCUUCCAAAUCAUUGAUAUAUAAUGUAAAAAGAAUUGAUUCCAGUGCAGACCCCUGUGGAACACCAUUAGUCACCGACAGCCAAUUAGAAAAGGCUCCCAUUAUUCCCACACUCGGCCUCCUAUUAAUAAGCCUCUGCUUUAUCCAUGCUAGAAUCUUCCCUGUAAUGGUAAGGGGCUGUUAGCUUGUUUAGCAGCCUCAUUUGUGGCACCUUAUCAAAAGCCUUCUGAAAAUCCAAGUACACAUCAACCAAUUAUCCUUUGUCUACCCUGAUUGUUAUAUUUUCAAAGAACUCCCAGAUUUAUCAGGCAAGAUUUUCCCUUGAGGAAACUAUGCUGACUACGGCCUAAGUUAGAAACUCAUCUCCUUCUACCUUAGGCCACAAGCUUAUCAAUCACCACUGAUGAAUUAUUAACUUCAAACUUUCUGCAUAAUCAAAGAGUUGAAUGCAUGUAAUGAGAGCUGUAUAACUCAUCUCGUUCUACCUUAGGCCACAAACUUAUCAACCACCCCUGCUGUGGACAAUUUCUGGAGGUCCAAGAUCCGUAUGCUCCAUGACCGCUAGACUAAGUGUGUAAAUGUAGGAGCUGAUUUAAGUUAAGACUCUGCUGAGUAUUCAACAAUUCUUCAGCACACUGCUGGAAAGCAUCAGCUUUUUAAUGCACCAUCACAAUUGUCAAAAGAUCUCAAAGCACUUUCUGCAGCAGAGAAAGCAGGCAUCUAGUAUUCCCUUCUCAAUACUAUCACCUAUCUUGGUGGAGGAUGGACUAGCCUUGGUGAUAACAUUGAGAGAGUAAUUGAGUUAGACCUUAAGGCUUGAGUCAGGCUCAGAGACAAGGAUGGAGAACCUUUGUGUUGAAAAUAAUUCCCACUGCAGGAGGAUCUGGACUAAAGUGUAGUUGAGACUUCCCUAAUAUUUGGUGAGCACUAAGUGAAAUACUAUAGAUUAAUUUUCAAAGUAUAAUGUACCAAGGAUUGCUGAAUCUACAGAGCCCAAAUGUUUUCUGAAGUCCUAUAGCAAUAAUUAAAUACCAUAACCAUGUGACAAGUUACUGUAGUGAAUAAAAAGACAAAUUACUUUUAAGGCAAAUACAGAAUUAUUGCUCUAUUUUAAGGAGAAAGUCAUAUACCACGAUUUUGUUUAAUAAAACUGUGUGCACUUACCUCAAAUGGGGAGCUGGCAAGGUGCAAUGGUUGGCUUACAAAUAGCAUAGGCUUCAGGAUCGAUAGCCGCCCUGCGCUGGUUAGUAGAAUAUUCAGGCCCCAAAUAAGAACGCACACCAGAGGAAAGAACACAUCCACCGAACCCUAAAAUUACCAUAAACCACGAUCUUCAGUAGUGGAAACUGCAUAGUGGUUGCAACAAGGUGAGUACUGCAUCAGAGCCAGUCACUGGGAAUAAACUCCCAAGCCAGUGUUAAACAAUCAACUCGUAAACCCUGGAAUAUCAUCUUAUAAUGUUUUCAAUGCAAUGAUGUAUUAUGUUCAACCCUGGACUUCUGUACACAUUAUUAGUAAUAGUUGUGUGAACACGUAAAAUAUCCAAUAAAAUUCUAAAUAACUUUAA